AUGGAGUUCAGGCAGGUCAAGCCNCCUGAUCUUAAAGAAACGAGCCUCAACAAACUAGCCGCCUAUAUCGUUGCUCAAUUCAGGGUCUGCAAGCAUAGAUCGUCGAUUUGCCCUUACCGCUACGAAGAAGUCGAUGAGCUACAGCUCGAUCUUGACGAAGACAUGGACGAUCAUGACUGGAGCCCCUCUGGUCUUGCGUGCCGUACGCGCACCAAGCUUUCGGAGUACCGUGCAGCGUGUAAGACACUGUUUGACAUCCUCCACCGAGACGAUUUGCUGCGCAACCCCUAUCUCACUUGGCCCAAUAAGGAUCUUAUCACCUCGCUCAACCAACGUGCUAUCGCUCUACCUCGUCAUCGGGUCAAAUCAUCGUACGCGUUGGCUUUGAAGCAAGCUGAUGAGACUCGCGUUUUCGAACUCAUGGACUUGCCUCAAGAGAUCCGUUCGAUGGUCUACGAGUCGGCUCUACUCCUGGGUACAGAGCCUGACCACUCCUGCAACCCAAACGUUGAGCCUGCAGCCAAACCUGCUCUACUACAGACCUGCCGUCAAGUUCGUCAAGAGGGAACAGCCAUCUUCUUCCGCAUCAACCGCUUUCUUCUCCAUUCUCAUCUGUUUCGCCCCAACGACCUCUACCCUCGUACUGAAUCCUGGUUGAGGGACUACCUGAGCGCCGAUCACCUGUCGAACUUAAGCUACGUAACCCUUGCCUCGCAGUGCUGCCGCAACUGUCCCAGUUAUCAUAUCAACAUCGAUCUCUGCUGCCGCGACCCUCUGAAGUGGACAAUCCGCAAACGCCAAUCUUCCUCUCACCUGCUCUCCUGUGAGGACCAGCCCGACCCACCAGCAAUCACUUUCUUGCAAGAGAGGCGCGGAGUUGUUGUUGCAAAGUCUCCUCAGAGCGCNCAAAAAGUCGUCAAGAACAUCGCUACUGCCAAAGAAGCCCUUGGCAAGCUGUGGAAAACGUGUGGUCAAGGAGGUAAAAUGAGACCUUCGAAUGCAGGACUUCUGGAAUUGAUGACAGAUGUGCACAAGGUCAACAUGAAUUUCAUGGUAGACUCAUGA
Messenger RNA from Aureobasidium uvarum, 1065 nucleotides. The record is from the annotation of a GenBank genome assembly. Lineage: Eukaryota; Fungi; Ascomycota; Dothideomycetes; Dothideales; Saccotheciaceae.